Messenger RNA from Pleurotus ostreatus (oyster mushroom), 876 nucleotides. RefSeq names its product Glucosamine-6-phosphate isomerase (Glucosamine-6-phosphate deaminase) (GNPDA) (GlcN6P deaminase) (gene NAG1). The record is from RefSeq and is a predicted model, not a curated record. NCBI's taxonomy places the organism in Eukaryota, Fungi, Basidiomycota, Agaricomycetes, Agaricales, Pleurotaceae. The transcript has 8 exons. Gene Ontology annotation, molecular function: glucosamine-6-phosphate deaminase activity; identical protein binding. Gene Ontology annotation, cellular component: cytoplasm. Bases 1 to 876 code for a protein of 291 amino acids. Gene Ontology annotation, biological process: carbohydrate metabolic process; N-acetylneuraminate catabolic process; D-glucosamine catabolic process.
AUGCGUCUGAUCAUCCGCGAGGACCCCGCCGCCGUCGGUGAAUACAUCGCCGAAUAUAUCUGUAAACGCAUCAACGACUUCGGACCCACCGCCAAGAAACCAUUCGUUCUUGGCCUCCCUACCGGGUCAUCGCCGAUCCCAACUUACAAAGUACUCAUCAGGCUCCACAAGGAAGGCAAACUCUCCUUCAAGCAUGUUGUUACAUUCAACAUGGAUGAAUACGUCGGCCUCCCUCGCGAUCAUCAAGAAUCUUACCACACAUUCAUGUUUCGCGAAUUCUUCUCGCAUGUGGAUAUUCCACCGUCGCAGGUCAACAUCCUGAACGGAAACGCGAUCGACUUGAUCGGCGAAUGCAACGCUUAUGAGGAACGCAUCAAGUCCUACGGCGGUAUCGAACUGUUCCUUGGAGGCAUUGGAGAAGACGGGCACAUUGCUUUCAACGAACCAGGUUCUUCCCUGGCUUCUCGGACACGAAUCAAAACACUGGCAUACGAUACUAUCCUCGCCAACGCACGUUUCUUCAACAACGAUAUUUCUGCUGUUCCUAGAAUGGCUCUCACUGUUGGUGUCGGUACGGUCCUCGAGGCCCGAGAGGUCGUCGUCGUUGUAACAGGCCAAAGAAAGGCGCUGGCAUUGAGCAAGGCUAUCGAAGAGGGCGUGAAUCAUCUUUGGACCCUCUCUGCCCUGCAGAUGCACCCAUGGGCGCUCAUUGUCAUAGAUGAGGACGCGACGGCUGAAUUACACGUCAAGACUGUCAAAUAUUUCAAGUCCAUUGAACGUGUCCAGGAGGAAGUCGAACGAAACCAAGCCGAGCUGAAAGCAAAUGGCGUAAAAGGGGCAGGCGUGGCUGAGCAGCAGGUUGGAAGUAUGGAAUGA